AUGUUUGGCCAUUACCAUUUGAUACCCACAGAUGACUCUGCGUGGGCUAAUUUGCUUCCAAGGAAGAUUUUGAAGGAAGACGAUGAAUUUAGUUGGAUGAUGAUGUAUAAGAAACUGAAGAACUCAGGUGGGGUUGAAGGGCCUGGGGGUUUUCUUAAUGAAGUGUCACUGCAUGAUGUGAGAUUAGACCCAGAUUCAAUUCAUGGACAGGCUCAGCAAACAAAUUUGGAAUAUUUGUUGCUGUUGGAUGUUGAUAGCUUGGUUUGGAGCUUUAGGAAAACUGCUGAUUUGCCAACUCCAGGCAACCCAUAUGGGGGCUGGGAGGCCCCGAAUUGCGAGCUUCGUGGUCAUUUUGUAGGGCAUUACAUGAGUGCAUCAGCACAAAUGUGGGCUAGCACUCACAAUGAUACUCUCAAAGAGAAAAUGUCUGCAGUGGUUUCUGCUCUCUCUGCUUGUCAGGAUCAAAUGGGUACAGGGUAUCUUUCUGCUUUCCCAUCUGAGCUAUUUGAUCGUUUUGAAGCUAUAAAACCCGUAUGGGCACCGUAUUACACAGUUCAUAAGGUAUUGGCAGGUCUUUUGGAUCAGCAUAUAUUUGCCAGUAAUGCUCAAGCUCUAAAAAUGGUGAUAUGGAUGGUUGACUACUUCUACAACCGUGUACAAAAUGUCAUAUCAAAGUAUACAAUCGAACGACACUGGUUAUCAUUAAAUGAAGAAACUGGUGGCAUGAAUGAUGUUCUCUAUAGGUUGUACAGCAUAACGGGAAAUCUGAAACAUUUAUUUUUGGCUCACCUUUUUGACAAACCCUGCUUUCUAGGUUUGCUUGCAAUAAAGGCGGAUGAUAUAUCUGGUUUUCAUGCCAACACACAUAUUCCCGUUGUUGUCGGAUCUCAAAGGCGGUAUGAAGUUACUGGUGAUCCAAUUUAUAAGGAAAUAGGGACGUUCUUCAUGGAUAUUGUCAACUCUUCUCACAUCUACGCAACAGGAGGGACAUCAGUUAGUGAGUUCUGGUCAGACCCAAAGCGAUUAGCAACCACUCUGCAAACGGAGAAUGAAGAAUCCUGUACAACCUACAAUAUGCUAAAGGUCUCUCGCCACCUGUUUAGAUGGACAAAAGAAAUGGCAUAUGCGGAUUAUUAUGAACGAGCUCUAACAAAUGGUGUCUUGGGCAUUCAAAGGGGAAGGGAACCCGGAGUGAUGAUCUACAUGCAUCCACAUGGCCCUGGACGCUCCAAGGCUGUAAGCUACCAUGGAUGGGGAACAAAGUUCAAUUCUUUUUGGUGCUGCUAUGGGACAGGAAUUGAAUCAUUCUCAAAGUUGGGAGAUUCUAUAUACUUUGAAGAGGAGGGAAAUGUUCCAGGUCUUUAUAUCAUCCAGUACAUAACAAGCUCUCUUGAGUGGGAAUCUGGACAGAUUUCACUAAGUCAGAAAGUAGAGCCUGUCCUUUCAUGGAAUAAUCGCCUUCACGUGACUCUGGCAGUUUCCUCAAAAGAGAUUUCACUAAGUCAGAAAGUAGAGCCUGUCCUUUCAUGGAAUAAUCGCCUUCACGUGACUCUGGCAGUUUCCUCAAAAGAGCAAGGGGCAGUCAAAUCUUCUACCUUGAACUUGAGAAUACCACUUUGGACAUACACAAAUGGUGCAACAAAGGCCUCAUUAAACGGUGAAGAUUUGUCUUUACCACCUCCAGGUAAUUUCCUAUCGAUAACUAGAGAUUGGAGCCCUGGUGACAAAAUCACUCUUGUGCUGCCCAUAAGUCUUAGAACAGAGGCCAUUAAAGAUGAACGGCCAGAGUUUUCUUCUCUUCAGGCAAUUCUUUAUGGUCCCUACCUUCUUGCUGGACUGAGUAAUGGAGAUUGGGACAUUAAAACAGAAUCAGCUACUCAUGUCUCAGACUGGAUUACUCCAAUUCCAGCUAACUACAAUUCCCAUCUGAUUACUCUUUCCCAGGAAUCUGCGAACUCGGAAUUUUCCCUCACAAACUCUAACGGAUUGAUAAGAAUGGAAAAGUUUCCUGAACCCGGCACCAAUACUUCUGUCCAUGCCACUUUUAGACUCAUCUUAAAAGAAUUGAGUUCCUCACAAUUUUCAGCACCAAAAGAUGCUAUUGGAAAAUCUGUCAUGCUAGAACCAUUUGAUCUUCCGGGCAUGUUUGUCGUGCACAAAGGAACUUAUGAAAACCUUGAAGUUGCAGAUUCCUCUGGUGACGGUAGUUCUGUUUUCCUUUUGGUUGCUGGAUUGGAUGGGCAGGAUGAAACUGUUUCCCUAGAGUCUGAAAGCAAGAAGGGUUGUUUUGUGUAUAGCGGUGUGGACUAUAAAUCGAGUACAAACAUCAAGCUCAGAUGCAAAUCCGGGUCAUCUGAUACGGAAUUUAAACAGGGAACAAGCUUUACAUUGAAGGAUGGAAUUAGUCAGUAUCAUCCUAUUAGCUUUGUGGCAAAAGGAGCGCGGAGAAACUUUCUUCUGGCUCCAUUACUUAGCUUGAGAGAUGAAUCUUACACAAUUUAUUUCAACAUCACAUCCUAA
Molecule: messenger RNA, 2520 nt
Organism: Ilex paraguariensis (yerba mate)
Lineage: Eukaryota; Viridiplantae; Streptophyta; Magnoliopsida; Aquifoliales; Aquifoliaceae
Source: the annotation of a GenBank genome assembly